AGCAGUCCAGGUAUAGACGUCCCUUCUCCUUUAAAAGCCAACCUUUUUCUCUCUUUUUGCGAUGCUUAUCAAACCAAGGGGGCACAGAGAGAGAGAAAGCGAGAGCGAGGCUGCGAGAGAGAGAGAGAGAUCUGAAGGUGGUGUUGAGUGCAGCAAGACCCAUGUUUUCCUUUUGGAUAGUUAAGCUUUUCUGCCUACUCACAUGACCAAAAUUUAUGUCAUCUGCGGUUCAAAAUCCUCUGGGAUCCAUCAUUCUUGUCCUGUACUACCUCUGAUGACAAAAAUGAUGGUUUCAGAAGCUGGCUUCUGCAGAUCUCACUGUGGUACUCGUUGAGCUUUUCCUGCAAAAAGGUGGUGCAGAAAAAUCCCAGUGAUCUACACAACCAGAACGUAUACUUGAUUUUGCAGGUUUGAAAUUAGCUGCUAAUAGCAAAGAACUGAUACACAGAGCAAAGUCAUCGAUCCCAGGAGUUCUACAGCUUGGGAAAUGGAAGGAUCCGGCUGGGAGGAUCAGCCUUCUGCUGCUACUCUCUUGAAUGCAAUAGGCCUAAUUCCUUGGAGUUUCACGGGUGAGAGUUCUUAUGACCUCCCAACGUUGUCGCAGUUUUCUGGUGUUGGUGAUUAUCAUCGACAACAAGCUCUCACCAACAACUCAUCAAUUGAAUCCGGUAUGGAGGAGAGAACGGUAGACCAAACUGUGGCCUUGGACAGCAAAUUCUUUUACUCGAGCCCAGAAAUUGAUCAUAUGAAGUUUUAUGGUGUUGGAUUCGUCGACAAAGUUCAGCAGGAAGAUCAGCUGAAACUACCACCAGGUGGGCAUUGCUUCAACAAGCCUUCAGUUCAGCAAGAAACAGAUCUCGAUCCACGGCUUGGGUUGUCGGCGGACUCUCUGAAUUGCAUCAUUGCUUUAGCAAAUGGGAGCAGAACUGCGCCGGUUGAGCACGAUGGUGUCUCUUCUCAAAUUCAGACUCUCGUUCCAGAAAACUCUUUAUUCUCGCCGAAUAAGAAUAGCUUUUGGACAGUGAGUUGGGGAGCUGGCGCUAGUGGUGCAAUUUCGUCUGAUUCUGCUGAGCAGGAUGAAUCAGUUUCUCGAUCAUCUUCUCAACAAAGCAAGAAAAGAAAAUCCCCGGAAGGAGCGAGUUGCAGCUUCAGCCUUGGAGGUGAGAAUUAUCUACGGUUCGACGCCUUCAACUCCACUUCGCCGCCAGCUCAAGACGGCGGUUUCCGGCUCAUCACCGAGAACUCACACAAGCAAAAGAAACCCAGACCGGACAAGCAAGAGAAAUCAUCCAGCAUCAAUUUCCUGGACCCAAAUUCACCCUUCAUGGAGCCUGACACGGAAGCAAUUGCUAGCAUGAAGGAAAUGAUAUAUAUCGCAGCAGCACUGAGACCUAUCAAUCUGGCCACGGAGGGAACGAUGGAGAAGCCCAAGAGGAAGAAUGUGAGGAUCUCAAGUGAUCCACAGACGGUAGCGGCAAGGCACAGGAGAGAAAGGAUCAGUGAUAGAAUCAGGACACUGCAGAGGUUGGUCCCUGGAGGUACCAAGAUGGACACGGCAACUAUGCUUGACGAAGCUGCAAAUUAUCUCAAGUUUCUUAAAUCCCAUGUUUCUGCUCUUCAAUCACUAGGAACAGUCACAAACAACAUGAAUUAUCAACACCAAUCGACAUCGUUCACCAUUAACAGGCCUUAAUCCAUGUGGUUCACUGAUCAUGUUGCUGAAUAUGAGGAAGAAAUUUGAAUAAUUAGGUUCAUCAUUACUAAUGUGAUGCAAACAGCAGGAAGCACGCUUGUUCUUUUGGUGUAUGUUGUCCCUAGGAUAUGUACAUUUCCAUUGUUGGUGAUCUGCAGCUUUUCACUUUCAGUGACAAGAAAUGCAGACCAUCCAAAGAUAUGAAUUAUUAUUUUUUUUUCCUUUUUACUUCAGCCCGAGUAUCAUCAACGGUGCAUAAGAUUUGAAAUUCUUG
This is a messenger RNA of Nymphaea colorata (pocket water lily), 1967 nucleotides long. Its product is annotated as transcription factor bHLH87-like. Lineage: Eukaryota; Viridiplantae; Streptophyta; Magnoliopsida; Nymphaeales; Nymphaeaceae. Bases 488 to 1693 code for a protein of 401 amino acids. Gene Ontology annotation, biological process: regulation of DNA-templated transcription. Gene Ontology annotation, molecular function: protein dimerization activity; DNA-binding transcription factor activity. The transcript is spliced from 2 exons. The record is from RefSeq and is a predicted model, not a curated record.